This is a messenger RNA of Sitodiplosis mosellana (orange wheat blossom midge), 1692 nucleotides long. RefSeq names its product opsin-1. The coding region runs from base 175 to 1302 and encodes 375 amino acids. Gene Ontology annotation, cellular component: membrane. Gene Ontology annotation, biological process: G protein-coupled receptor signaling pathway; visual perception; phototransduction. NCBI's taxonomy places the organism in Eukaryota, Metazoa, Arthropoda, Insecta, Diptera, Cecidomyiidae. Gene Ontology annotation, molecular function: G protein-coupled receptor activity. The record is from RefSeq and is a predicted model, not a curated record. The transcript is spliced from 4 exons.
AUCGCUCAUUGCAUCGAGUUGUCCCUUGGUCUCCUACGGAACAAAUCAACUACCAAGCUGUUUUAAUUCAGUGCAAUUUGAAAUUUUCCAAGACUGAAGUAGUUCGUGUUAGUGCGAUUUUCUUCAGGCUUUCUACUGUGAAUAUAAAAGUUAUAAACUAGAUUUUAAUCUACAAUGGCCGCUUUGAUGGAACCACAUUUCGAAGCCUUGACCAAAGGUCUUGGUGGCGGAUUCGGUGGCAACCUUACGGUUGUAGACAAGGUGCCAGCUGAUAUGUUGCACCUUAUCGAUCCACAUUGGUAUCAAUAUCCACCAAUGAACCCAUUGUGGCACUCGAUUUUGGGAGCUUGGAUGGUCAUCCUCGGUCUCAUCUCUACCAUCGGUAACGGUUGUGUCCUUCUUAUAUUCACAACGACCAAGAACCUCCGUACCCCAUCCAACCUCUUCAUUGUCAAUUUGGCAUUCUCUGAUUUCUUAAUGAUGGCUACUAUGUCACCACCAAUGGUCGUCAACUGCUACUACGAAACCUGGCAUUUUGGACCACGCAUGUGCGAAGUCUACGCCAUGUUGGGAUCAUUGUUUGGCUGCACAUCUAUCUGGACUAUGACUAUGAUUGCUUUCGACCGUUACAAUGUUAUUGUCAAGGGUUUGUCAGCCAAACCAUUGACCAACGGAGGUGCUGUUUUGCGCAUUGCCGCAAUCUGGGGUAACGCUCUCGUAUGGACUCUCUUGCCAAUGUUUGGAUGGAACAGAUACGUUCCAGAAGGCAACAUGACUGCCUGCGGUACUGACUACCUCUCCAAAGAUUUGAAGAGCCGUUCAUACAUCAUGGUCUACAGUUUCUUCGUCUACACUUCUCCAUUGUUGUUGAUCAUCUACUCAUACUACUACAUUCUCCAGGCUGUAUCUGCUCACGAAAAGAACAUGCGUGAACAAGCCAAGAAAAUGAAUGUCGCUUCAUUGCGUUCGUCGGAAUCUCAACAAACCAGCGCUGAAUGCCGUUUGGCUAAGGUUGCAUUGAUGACCAUCUCAUUGUGGUUCAUGGCCUGGACCCCAUACUUGAUCAUCAACUUCGCCGGUAUCUUCAGCUUGGCUCAAAUUUCACCAUUGGCCACCAUCUGGGGAUCAUUGUUCGCUAAGGCAAACGCCGUCUAUAAUCCAAUCAUUUACGGUAUCUCCCAUCCAAAAUACAGACAAGCAUUGUUCAAGAUGUUCCCAUGUCUUACAUGCAACGACGAGCAAUACAACGACAACCAAUCGGCUGUCUCAGGAACCACCGCCGUCUCAGAUGAAAAAGCAUAAAUUUCUUAAACCAUUUUUAUGUCUUUUUUAUACAUUCUAUCUGUGUUUUUAUAUAAGGAUGCCAUGAUGAAGACUCUCUAUUGCGUUUAGCUUAGGAUUGAUUAACAAAUUUUUUUCAUACUGUUUGAAUUCAAUGCAGAAAACAGUAUUCGUGGAAAACUGUUGGAAACAAACCGGAGCCCUUAUUUUGUUGGUGCAAUUUGCGAAAAACAGAAAAAAAACAUAUUUAAUUUUUGACAUCUAAAAGAGUUGAUAUGACAAUACAUCUCCUCGAUUCGGAUAACAUUGUAGAUAAAUACUAAAUUAAAUGACAAACCAAAACUUGAAAUUUUUAUUUUGCUAUUGAUAUUUAAUUUGAAAUAUAUAAAAACAUGCAAGUUUGAAAUUGAA